Molecule: messenger RNA, 3578 nt
Organism: Anarrhichthys ocellatus (wolf-eel)
Lineage: Eukaryota; Metazoa; Chordata; Actinopteri; Perciformes; Anarhichadidae
Gene: ntng1a
Product: netrin g1a
Exons: 7
Coding region: 333-1985 (550 amino acids)
Biological process (GO): animal organ morphogenesis; axonogenesis; tissue development
Source: RefSeq, a predicted model, not a curated record
UCCUCCUCCUCCUCCUCCCUCCCUCCCUCCCUCAAUCCUCCCCUCUUAUCUUCUCGACGGACUGGUAACCUGGCCAUCCCUCGUAGUUACACUCCACUCCAGAAAACCUAAAAGGGACAGAAAUAGCACCAAAUAACAACAAGACACUUCUGCACCGACUCUCACUCCACCUGAGGGGAGUUUGGCAUGCCUCCUCACUCCAGUUGAGUGAGUUGGAAUAAGUGGAAGUAGUAGAGGGAUCCCUCGUUAGUAACCCCCCUCAGAAGGAGACACAGGCCCGAGAGAGAGAGAGAGAGAGAGAGAGAGAGAGAGAGAGAGAGAGAGGACCAGCCAUGCGUUUCCAUUUUGCGUUGACGCUGCAGGCGCUGUGGACCGGCAUCUGCCAGGCGGCCAUGCAGCACUACCCGGCAGCGUGGGGCCACUACGAUGUGUGCAAGUCCCAGAUUUACUCAGACGAAGGCUUAACCUGGGACUACAUGGCCUGUCAGCCAGAGGCGGCCGACAUGACCCAGUACCUGAAGGUUACUCUGGAUCCCUCCAACAUCACCUGUGGAGACCCUCCGGAGACUUACUGUGCCCUGGAGAACCCCUACAUGUGCAAUAAUGAAUGUGACGCCACCACCGAGGAACUCGCCCACCCUCCAGAGCUCAUGUUUGACAUCGAGGGCCGCAACCCCACAACCUUCUGGCAGUCCACGUCUUGGAAGAAGUACCCGAAGGCCCUCCUGGUCAACAUCACGCUUUCUUGGAACAAGACCAUCGAGCUGACCGACGACAUCGUCCUCACCUUUGAGUCAGGCCGGCCCGAGCAGAUGGUGCUAGAAAAGUCGCUGGAUUAUGGACGGACCUGGCAGCCCUACCAGUUCUAUGCCACUGACUGCCUGGACGCCUUCACCAUGGAGCCCAAGACUGUGCAGGACCUGACUCAGCAUACCCUGCUGGACAUCAUCUGCACCGAGGACUACUCGCGAGGUUAUGUGUGGAAGUACGAUAAAACGGUGCGCUUUGAGAUCAAGGACCGCUUUGCGCUGUUUGCUGGGCCCCGGCUCCACAACAUGGCUUCGCUUUAUGGCCAGCUAGACACUACCAAGAACCUGCGGGACUUCUUUACCAUCACAGACCUGAGGAUCCGUCUGCUCCGGCCCGCUACAGGAGCUACGAUGGUGGACGAGAACAACCUGUCCAGAUACUUCUAUGCUGUUUCUGACAUCAAAGUCCAGGGCAGGUGCAAGUGCAACCUUCACGCCAACAGCUGUGUAUAUGACAAAGAGAAGUUGAGCUGCGAGUGUGAACACAACUCCACUGGACCUGACUGUGGCCGCUGUAAGAAGAGUUACCAGGGGCGAGCGUGGAGUGCUGGCUCCUACCUGCCCAUUCCCAAGGGCACAGCUAAUAUCUGUAUUGCUAACAACAUUGGUCCAGUUAACUGUGAAUGCUUCGGCCACUCCAACCGAUGCAGCUACAUCGAGCUGCUAAACACCGUCAUUUGCGUGAGCUGUAAGCACAACACUAGGGGCCAGCACUGCCAGCUAUGCAAGCUGGGCUACUACCGCAAUACCUCGGCAGAACUGGACGAUGAAAAUGUUUGCAUAGAGUGUAAUUGUAAUCCCUUUGGCUCAGUCAGUGAUCGCUGUAAUGGCACAGGAUUUUGUAUAUGUAAGGAGGGCACUACAGGGCCUAAGUGUCAGCAGUGUCUACCCGGCUAUUUGUGGGACGAUGGCUGCAAAUCCCGGGUUUGUGACAACGAGCUCCUGCGCUGCCAAAAUGGCGGGGUGUGUGUCAACAACGUCCGCUGCAGCUGUACCUCAGACUACACGGGUCUGCUGUGCGAGAACCCCCGCUGCAAAUCGGAGUUGGGUGGCUGCGGGGGCCCUGACUCGGGCCAGGCCCCCCUGACGCCUCCAUCGCCCCACAGGCUGCUGCUGCUGCUGCUGCUGGGCUCGGCACUGCUGAGAGAGGCCUCCUGCUGGCCUGCACUGCUCUAAAGAGGCCCCAUGACCUGGUGGGAGUGAUAAACUCCCCGCCGCCUCCACUUUAACCUCCCCCACCCCCCCCACCCCCCCCUCCCCACCCUUUCAAAUAAUCAACAACCAUUAAACAAGAACAACCAUGAGCUUUCUGGACUGUACUGUUCUGAGCUUGUCCGCCGCCAGACUCAAUGGACACUCGCGCUGACGAUAAAGGGAAUGUGCCAGAAAAAUGAGUGCAAAAACUUUUCAUUUAAUUUCAAAGAAUAUAUAUAAAAAAAAACAAAAAACAUAUACUUCUAAAAAUGCCAGAUAUUAUAAAAAAAAAAAAGAGCGUUUGCCUAUUAAGAGUAAAAUGUGCAAAGAACAAUGAAACCCCCUCCCCUUCUAAGCCAUACCAGGUACUUGCGCUCCUUCCAGCUUGAGAAGGGAUAACUGAAGAUGACGGACUCGUUCACUUCCCCUCUUAUUGCCACGGCAACAACAGCUGCGACCAAUCAGCUCUCGAGCGAGUCGGUAGUGGCCGUCGAUCCCCCCCUGCGGGACGCUUCCGCGACUUAAUGUUGGCUGGACUGACGCUGAAGAAAUCUCAAAGAAGCCGUCCGCGCUGAAUGGCUGAAAUACGACCGUGCCGCUUUCGAGAAAAAAGAGGAGGAAACACACGAAGCAUUCUUUGCUGUCAGUGCUUUGUGGAUAGAAGGAAAUCCGUCCGGACUGCCACUUUGUGACACAAAAAACCUUGCCCACGUUGAUCCCUCUCUAGCUUUCUGUCUCCCCCCCCCCCCUCUCACCCUGAGCUCUAUCUCAUCCUCCCUCCUGUUCAUCCUCCCUCCCUCUCCUGCCUCCAGUCCCAAACCCCCUCGCCAUGCUGCCACAGACCUGUGCUUUCGUGAACGUUACUCUGUAAACCCUUGUUGGUUGAAAGAUUCUUUUGUCCGAUGUUAGUGAUGCACAUGUGUAAGAAGCCCCUUACCCUCCCCGCCUCUCCUCUCCUGCAAAAAGAUACUCCAAUAAAGCUGUCUGAUUCUUUUUCUAUCUUAGAGCCUCCACGCUCCCUGCGAUUACGGUCCGAGGAUAGUUUUCACCUGAGCAGACGAGAAGUGCAUAGAAAACCAUCGGUGUAUUUGCAAGUUCUUUUCUCGACAGAGCAAACAAAAAAAAAGAGUCAUGUAGUCCUUUUGUAUCUUUGCCGAACUGUGAUUGAAAAAAAGGCAACCUUUAAUGUAUCUAUUUAAAACAUCCAAAUGCAGAAGCAAUUGUUUAUGGUUUUCUUUUGAUUUCCAUUUCUUUCAUUCACUUAUUUUAUUUGUUGAUAUUACUUUUAGUUGUGCAGUUGAUUUUCCUUUGUAUUGGCAACGUGCUGGCAUCAAAGAAUAUCAGUUUACAUAUACGGUAUUAAUAAAGUGUAAUAAAAUCCCACCAAAGGACAUUAUAAAUGUUUUUGUUCUUGCUUUAACACUUGAGAAUUUAAGUGAAUAAAAGUUUAAAAAUUGAAUUGUGUUGAUCAUUUAUUGAUGGCAGGAAGCCAUGUAAUUUAGAUGUUUCCGAACUGAGAUCAGAAUUUUAGACUUUUUGUCUUCUUCUCUUGAUUGUGUUUCUGAUCCGGAGUCC